Molecule: messenger RNA, 540 nt
Organism: Rhagoletis pomonella (apple maggot)
Lineage: Eukaryota; Metazoa; Arthropoda; Insecta; Diptera; Tephritidae
Exons: 1
Coding region: 1-540 (179 amino acids)
Source: RefSeq, a predicted model, not a curated record
AUGAACUACGUACUCGACAACCCCGAAGGUCCUCACCCAGAGUUCGACUCGUCGGAAUCCCUACGGGGAUACCGGGUAGUCAAGUGCGCGAGCCAGUUCUCCCUGGAUUUCCUUGCUGGAUGCGUCGCUAAGAUCAGCGACAGUUUUGUCGGCUUGAAUCUCAAGCUGAUCCCAGCUAAGGACAUUCCAAGGAGACCCCGUGCGCGCAUUUGGCUGCUUCCGAUGGAUGAACCAGGCGAAAAGUUGCUGCGGUGUCUUAAGCUGCAUAAUAAAGACAUACUGGCGAUCGAGGAAUGGGUGCUUAUAAAGGUUGAAGAGCCAAGAAGGCCUACAAAUAAGCCCAUUCUGCUAGCUAUUUGCGCAGAAUCCCUAGACGCCUUAGAGAAGGCUGACUGUCGGCUCUGCUUCGGUAUCCGUAAGGCUAGAGUGCGGGUAUUCCUCGUAGAGGUUAGCCCGGUAGAAGAAGAUCCCGGGGUUGAUGGAGCUGGUGAGCUUCUCAUGGGUGUGAAGCUGACAGAUGACCCUGAACCGGAAACUUAA